Messenger RNA from Blastocystis hominis, 873 nucleotides. RefSeq lists its product as hypothetical. The record is from RefSeq and is a predicted model, not a curated record. The coding region runs from base 1 to 873 and encodes 290 amino acids. The transcript is spliced from 3 exons. Lineage: Eukaryota; Bigyra; Opalinata; Blastocystidae.
AUGAUCACUCCUCUCUUUCCGAACUGCUUUCUCGCUCUCGCCACCAUCUCGAACAUUGGCAAAAGCAUUUCAUUUCUGGCCAAUGGCGCGACGGGAGCCGGAAUCCGCUAUGGAUUUGCAAAUGCGAUGAACAUCGGAGAUGUGACAGCGAAAGAAGGAUCCCAAACGUCCGCUGUGUAUCUGCUAGGAAUGCUCUUUGGUGUCUCGGUCUCUUCUCUCCUAGGGGACCAAAGCAUGUCGACAAUCUUCGCCUCUGUGAUUUGUAUGAGUUGUCUCUCUCUCUACGCGAUGAAUAAAUCGCUCCGAUGUGUGACUCUUCCCACUUUAAACACGCAGCGCAGCGAGUUAGCCUGCGUGGAUUACUGCAGUCAAGGCAUUAUUUAUCAGCCAGAGGCGGUAGCGAAGCUAGAGCGAUACUAUUUGCCUUAUCUCCAUGUGGCCGAUUGUGGCACGGAUAUUCGAUUGGGCAUGUCGCUCCAUUCGGUUUUGUCGGCCUAUCGAUCCCUGGAGGAAGCCGAUGAUGUGAUUCAGCUGUUCGGAGACUGCAACUACAUGCUGAGUUACUGCGAUUUGAAACAGGGGAUGUAUCGCUCCAUCAUCAACAGAACGGAGAAGACGAAAUGCACAAUCGCUAUUUCUCUCAACUCCUCGGCUUCGACAAGAGAUCAGCUGCAAGCCUAUCUCCAUGCUCUUCUUCUUCGUCAUGCAUCGGGAGGUCGCUUCACAACUGACUUGCAACUCCUAAAAGAAACGAAAGAGCGGUCGAAGCUUCUUCUCCCGUUUUUCGUUCGCGAUUUAGAGCAGAAUGGCUGGGAUUGUAUCCAUCUAUUUCUGGAAGAAACAAAGAAACGCUAUGUUGUGGAACGUGCUUGA